Trichoplax adhaerens is the source of this 1251-nucleotide messenger RNA. RefSeq lists its product as uncharacterized. The transcript has 12 exons. The coding region runs from base 1 to 1251 and encodes 416 amino acids. Gene Ontology annotation, molecular function: succinate-CoA ligase (ADP-forming) activity; ATP binding; metal ion binding. Gene Ontology annotation, cellular component: mitochondrion; succinate-CoA ligase complex. Gene Ontology annotation, biological process: tricarboxylic acid cycle; succinyl-CoA metabolic process. NCBI's taxonomy places the organism in Eukaryota, Metazoa, Placozoa, Uniplacotomia, Trichoplacea, Trichoplacidae. The record is from RefSeq and is a predicted model, not a curated record.
AUGCAGAUUAAACACUUUUCUAUCCAUGAACAUCAAAGUAUGCAACUACUAGAUCAACAUGGCAUUCGUACGCCUCAAAGUCGAGUAGCUACAACGCCAAUUCAAGUUCAUGAAGUAGCAUCCACGUUAGGCAGCAAAGAUGUUGUUGUAAAAGCACAAGUCUUGGCUGGUGGAAGAGGUAAAGGCCUCUUUGAGUCCGGUUUAAAAGGAGGUGUGAAAAUUGCCUACUCACCUGAUGAGGCUAAAACUAUUGCAGCUAAUAUGCUUGGUCACAAAUUAAUCACGAAGCAGACAGGAGGGGCUGGGGUGCUAUGUAACAAGGUAAUGGUGUCGGAACGUUUAUAUCCUCGACGUGAGUACUAUUUUGCCAUUACUAUGGACCCAACAUCGAUGGGCCCUAUUAUUAUUGCCAGUAAUCAAGGAGGUGUAGAUAUAGAGACAGUUGCAGCCGAAACACCUGAGGCAAUUAUUAAGCAACCUAUUGAUAUUAUCGAAGGCCUAAAUCGGGACACCGCAUUAUCUAUAGCACGUAAAGUAGGCUUUGGUCCGGAAUAUAUCGAUCAGGCGACUGAUAUCAUUCAAAAGUUAUAUAGCGUAUUUAUUGAGAAUGAUGCGCUGAUGGUGGAAAUUAAUCCAAUGACCGAAGAUAGCAAUGGAAAUGUAUAUUGCAUGGAUGCCAAAGUAAAGCUAGAUACGAGUGCGCUAUUUCGUCACAAAAAUUUAGCUGAAUUGCGCGAUUGGAGUCAAGAGGAUCCUCGUGAUGUCGCAGCUUCCAAAGCAGAUCUCAAUUAUAUAGGAUUAGAUGGAUCUAUCGGUUGCUUGGUUAAUGGCGCUGGUUUAGCAAUGUCUACUAUGGACAUAAUCAAACUACAUGGAGGUUUACCUGCCAACUUUCUAGAUGUGGGUGGCGGUGCUACAGCUGAUCAAGUUACUCAAGCAUUUCAGAUUAUUAGUAGCGAUCAGCACGUCAAUGCUGUUUUAGUUAACAUAUUUGGUGGUAUAAUGCGUUGUGAUGUUAUUGCAAAAGGCAUUGUUGCUGCCGCUGAUCAAUUGAAACUUAAAAUUCCCAUAAUUGUACGAUUGCAAGGAACUCGUGUAGAAGAUGCCAAGGCCGUUAUUGGUGCUAGCAAAUUUCAUAUAUUAUCCUGUGAUGAUCUUGAUGAAGCAGCUAAGCUGGCUGUCAAAGUAGCUAGCAUUGUGAGCCUAGCAAAAGAAGCUUCCGUUGAGGUUGAUUUCACUUUACCGAUUUAA